Molecule: messenger RNA, 4032 nt
Organism: Falco peregrinus (peregrine falcon)
Lineage: Eukaryota; Metazoa; Chordata; Aves; Falconiformes; Falconidae
Gene: KCTD10
Product: potassium channel tetramerization domain containing 10
Exons: 7
Coding region: 161-1096 (311 amino acids)
Biological process (GO): proteasome-mediated ubiquitin-dependent protein catabolic process; protein ubiquitination; protein homooligomerization
Cellular component (GO): Cul3-RING ubiquitin ligase complex
Molecular function (GO): protein binding; ubiquitin-protein transferase activity
Source: RefSeq, a predicted model, not a curated record
AUUAAGGAUUUGUUAGCUGCUCUCAGAGCAUUUGCGGUGCUAAGCUUAUAUGUUCCUGUUACAGCGUGUGACCUUGUUAGCUGACUAAUUAGGAGUUAGCUGACCAAAUAGGAGUACGACUGGAGUCCACUUUGUCUGGGGACUGCGAGCAGAGGAAGAGAUGUCGGGAGAAAGUGUGGUGAGCUCAGCAGUGCCGGCGGCUGCAACUCGCACAACCUCCUUCAAAGGGACGAGUCCGAGCUCCAAGUAUGUCAAGCUGAACAUCGGCGGUGCUCUCUACUACACCACCAUGCAGACCCUGACCAAGCAGGACACCAUGCUCAAGGCCAUGUUCAGCGGCCGAAUGGAAGUCCUCACGGAUAGUGAAGGUUGGAUCCUGAUUGACCGCUGUGGAAAACAUUUUGGGACAAUACUGAACUACCUGCGUGAUGGGGCUGUGCCGCUCCCCGAGAGCCGCAGGGAGAUAGAAGAGUUGUUGGCUGAAGCAAAGUACUACCUUGUCCAGGGGCUGGUGGACGAGUGCCAGGCAGCCUUGCAGCAGAACAAAGAUGCAUAUGAACCGUUCUGCAAGGUACCAGUCAUCACAUCUUCCAAAGAAGAGCAAAAACUUAUAGCCACUUCUAACAAGCCAGCAGUGAAGCUGCUAUAUAACAGAAGCAACAACAAAUAUUCCUACACUAGCAACUCUGACGACAACAUGCUGAAGAACAUUGAGCUAUUUGAUAAGCUUUCCUUGAGGUUUAAUGGGAGAGUGCUCUUUAUAAAAGAUGUGAUUGGAGAUGAGAUCUGCUGCUGGUCUUUUUACGGGCAGGGGCGGAAGAUUGCCGAAGUCUGUUGCACUUCCAUUGUUUACGCUACUGAGAAAAAACAGACAAAGGUGGAGUUCCCAGAAGCCCGCAUUUACGAGGAGACACUGAACAUUCUGCUGUACGAGUCCCAGGAUGGGAGAGGACCUGACAACGCACUCUUGGAAGCCACAGGAGGGGCAGCUGGCCGCUCCCAUCACUUAGAUGAAGAUGAGGAGCGAGAGCGCAUCGAACGUGUGCGGAGAAUUCAUAUUAAACGUCCAGAUGACAGGGCCCAUCUGCAUCAGUGAGCCGAGCGACAGCCGCAGAGUCACAGCUCUGCUUGGAAGGUGCUGCCCUUCGUCUGACCCAUUACCUGCAGCAGAGGACCAGGCGGUUUAACUUCUGUUCAGCAAAGUCUGUAAAUUACGUUUUGUAACAAACUAGAUUAUUUGGGGUAUUUAAAUGCAGUAGUUCUAGGACAAGAAUAAAUAAGGUUACUGGGCAUAUGAUAGAUAAUGUAAGGACCUAUUGAGCAUCUGGAGAAAUGCCCUGAAUUUUUAGCACUCUCGUUUUUGGUAUUUUGUGGCUAGGGAGGAAGAGGGCUGGCUUCCUUUGGCUUUAGUAAUUAUCCUGCACUUUAAAAACAAAACAAAAAACAAACAAACAAAAAGGUCAGUCAGCCAUAUACCUUCCCUCCGGGCACUCCUUGACCCUGACUCCUCCUAGGCGUUCAGGCGUGGGAGAAAUGCGUUGAUCUAACCACACCAGCGCUAUGCAGAGCUGCCUUUCUCCCAGGCCUGUAGGUGGUAGAGUUGGUAGCUCAGGGUUGCCUUGGUGUGACUCCUGGAAGGACAAAUGACACAUGCUGACUGGAUUCCUGUAGUGCUGGGAGGCAGAGGGAGCCCUCUUGAAGCGGUGGGAGGGAGCUGGUGGGAGGGAGCUGGGGGAGCUGCGUGGGCUUGGCUGGCUGUGGCUCCCUGCAGCUUUUGGGACCUGCUCUGCAAAGAGUUCAGCGGAGCUUCUACAGCAGUGGACUGUGGAGACCCACCCCUGCUUUAUCCAUACAGUUCGAGGGUGGAAGACGUUAAAAUUCCUCCAAAAGGAGGAUCAGGAGUAAAUUGUACGCGAUUGCUUUUCCUUAGGGUGGUGUUGCUACCCGGUAGCUCUCAGAACUUCUGCCUGACCCUGGAUCUCAGCUGGGGAGUUUAUUUCCAUCAGAUCACAGGUCAGUAAGCUGUGCUUUCUUUACUACAGGUAAAGCAGUAGUCAUAACGGGUUCAAACACUCUGUGCCAGCCUAGCCUAGGUAGGAGGCCAGCAGCCGUAGUUCAGUUCUGUAACUGAUACAGGAGCAUCGUCUUGCUUUGAGCAAGGGCAGUGUGAGUACCAUGGGGAAGAGGAGUAGACAGUGGCCCAGAGGCAGUUAUUCCUUGCUUGACUCUAUCCUGAGUGUAUUCCAAGUCUUUUCAGAAAUGGCAGCUGUGUGUGAAAGGACAGAGCUAAAAUGUUGUGUAGAGAAGACCUCUGUAGUCUAGUUUUCUAAGAGUAGUUUUCUAUUAUAAAUGAAUAUUUUAUCUACCUCCUCAUCUCUUGUUGCCUGUUGUGGAGUCAAGUAACAAUUAUAGUGGAAGAUGGUGUGUUAUUCAAUAGGACUGGAUGCUAAAGGAUAAUGAGCAGAGCCACAGGUGUAAUGGUUAAUGUAACAAAUACUGAGAGGGAGAGAAACCCAACGUAGGAAGUCUUAAACUUGCAGUCAGGCUGGCACCUUGGCAGACACCACAGAGUACUUUGGCCUAUUCUAGCAGGUUUUUGACCUUUCAUCCGGAAUAUCUGGCCUUAAUGACUGGACAUCUGACACAGAGCAGCUGCUCUGUGUUCCUGGUCCUCAGUGAGGUGGUUUUUUGCUUUUGCUCAACUUCCUGCUGCAAGGAUUCCUUCUCCUGGCUCAGGGCUGCUAAUGGCAUGUUAACAUUUUAAAAACCAAAGGUGUUGCCAGCAUCACCAGCUUUGUGACUCCGAUGCUUCUAUUUCAAAUAGCAGUUACAUCCCAAACUACAUUUAGCUUGUUUGUAAGGCUAAAAUAAAGCAUUGUUGGUUCAGUGUUGCAAUUUUAGAUCAUCAAGUAAAGCUAAAAAGAUUUCAAAGUUAGGCUGAGGUAAUCUUUCUAGUAACCAAAGACUUAUUCUAAGUUACAGACUGCUGCUGUCUGUGGCAGAUUUGGUUGUUGUACCUGUCUCCUCCACUCAUUCUUCUUCAGCUACUGAUUUCUAAGAGCUCAACAGUGAACAGUUAUGCUGUAGUUCAGCAGCCUCGGCUAUGCCCUGACAGGUGUGGGCUUCUGUUUUAAGCUGUGCUUAAACAUGUUUGUGAGAAGCCCGUAGUGCAGAUUGUUGCGAAGGUCCCAGUGCCUCUCCCUUCUUACCUUCCUGAUGCGAUAAGCUGGGGAGUGUGGACAGAAAGCCCUCUGAAUUGCUCUGCUGCUGCAGCACAGUGUACUUUGACACUUUUGGCACGUUACUGGGCUGUUUUAUGGGUUUCUGAGCGUCUGUAGCAGACCUGCUGCCCUUGAAAAGGGGUCUGGGCUCCGUGCUACAGCAAAGCCAUUUGAGCUUCCAUCUCUCAGCGGCCCUGCUGUGCUGCUGCCAGGCGUCAGGUGAAAGGAAACACCAGCCGAUUGCUGUAGAACAGGUCAAUAGUCCUGCAGCAAACCCUGCUCGCUUCGUUAACGCUAGAGAGCUGGCUCUGUCCUGUGAGAGAGGAGGGACAGGCCACCUCCGUCCUCAGCUGUGCUGAGCUCCCCGCUUUCCCCGUACAGUGCAGGGGAGACUCCAGCAACCCAGCACUGGCUGCUCAAAAUCCAGUCACGUCCUGUGGUGCAGGUGCAGGAGCAGGUUCAGCUCCGGGAGGUGACACGUGUUGACACCAGUGCUAAGCACCUGACAGAUCGCAUCUAUGUGAUUAACUUCUCUGUAAAUAGAUUCUUAACUGGCUUCAGGAUUUCCUCUUUCAGGUUUUGCAAACUAAGUUCUUAAAAACCAGGGGAUGAUUAUUUUUAAUCUUUGUACAGCGGUUUAUAUAGCUAUUGAUUUAGUAAGUCACUCCAGGAGAGUUUUGAGUAAGUUUCAGUUUUGUUACUGCAUUUAUAGGCAGACUCUGCCUUAACACACUCCUGACUUAACCCUCUGCGUGCUGUAGUUGUGUAGUAAAGUUGUACUGCUGUUGUAUUAAAUGUCCUUUACCUACUG